CUCUGUGUGGGGCGGGGCCGGUGCUUGUCACACUUCGGCUCCCCAAUCAUCUGCCUGUCAGAGUUUCUUUGCCGCGAGGCAUCUUAGUUUACAGUAAUUGGCGUCACUCGUUUCGCGAUUAGGCUUGGCGUUUCACCUUUCCAGUCUUCGUGAUUAACCCAUCACGGGUCCGCCGGGGCGCAUCCCGUCCCACGGUCGUCGUCGCCCCUAAAUCAACAACAUUUCAUUUCCAACAUACAAGUGCUGUAACCACGACUAUAUUCAAUAAACAUAAAAAAAAACGGCUGCACUCUUUGAAUGUUAUCACCUAAAAUCGUAUGUUACAGCCAGAGGCUGGUCCCAGGGGAAAUACAAGUAGGCGAGUAGUACAUCCCUGGCAACGGGGGACGGCGUCGCUAGCAACCACAGCUCCUGUGGCCGCCCCUCCUCUCACCCAGCACAACCCGCGCUGGCUUCUCCAGAUGGCCGAGCUCAGGAAGCAGGAGAGUGUAGAUGACACCAAGAAGAUUGUUCACACUUAUCCUCUGCUGCGGCAUACUGACAUGUCAGAGGAGAUGAAGACAGAGACAAUGGAACUUAUAGUGACUGCCUGUGAGAAACACCAAACAAAUAAUGAAAGUGCAGCACGUGUAAUCAAGGAGACCAUGGACAAACGAUAUGGCGCAACUUGGCACUGUGUUGUUGGUGAAGCAUUUGGUUUUGAAGUGUCGUAUGAAGUCAAGAAUCUCCUUUAUAUGUUUUUCGCUGGAAAUCUGGCUAUAGCCGUAUGGAAGUGUUGUUAGGUCAUUUUUCAUUGUGUUAUUUCUCAUAAGGUUAAAAUCUAGAAUCAACUAUGACAAUGUUUCAGUACAUACUUACACUUAAUAAACUGUUAAGUAAUUGUACUUUGGUUUACUAAGUUUUCUUGCUUUAUAAUAGAUUCAAAUAUUUAUUAAACAAAUUAAGUGUAUGUAUAAUUUUUUCACUGGUAGUGUUCUGCAGUGAUUUUGUUAAGUUUGUGUAAUGUAUACUUUUACUGUGAUGGUGCUAUGAUGAUUGUUCUUUUAGUAAAUCAGGCACAUUUUAAAUGCUAAUUUAUCAUAUUACUUUACUGCAUAAGGUUAAGCAACUUAGUGUUUUAGUCAUAGUGAGUAUUAUUACCAAUGUGUAUGUACUAUAUGUGUUUUGUCAUUUUUAUAUUGAAUACUAAAAAUAUGGUGGCAUUUCUCAGGCAUUAUUUAGUACUGUAACAAACUAAUUUUUACUAAAAUUGUAAACAGGUUACUCUAGAUAAUUGUGCCUGAAAUUUGGCCAUGUUACUAACCAAAGACUUGUACUGGGUGUAAACUUCCUUGACAGGUGGUGUGGUGAACAUUCCCAGAACCACCACCACACAAUGUUAUGAGAUUUAUUCCUGUCUUGUGCUACAUUUGAUAUUGUCCUAUCUUUACAUAAGGGAGGCCAUUUCUCAAUGGCUUUGGAAACCAGUACUGUCCUGGAUUUGUUUUAGUAUCUUAACAAAUAUUUUAUACGCUUUUUCAUAUUACUGUAUUUGUGUUUUGUUAUUCUUUCCGAAGUAUACAGGUGACCCAUAGUUGAGUGGAUUCUUUGUUGUAUUUAUCCAUCUGAUCAAGGAUAUAUUGUUAUGGCAUCCAGCCUUUAUACAUGGAGGAAAAGCAAAACUUUUGGUGCAAUGUAGGAAGCACAAGUUACUGACGGCAGUGUGGAACAAAAACCAAGUCCAAGUUGGGCUUAAUUCAUAGAAUACUGCGCUCCAAACAGAACUGAAUGUUAUCUGAACUUCCCUACUCCAGACAUAGCACUUUCUUCAUAACAAUUUUAGUCUUUAGCCAUUUUGCUUUAAGGUAACACUAAAUUAAUAUUAACAAAGACAGUAUUUGUACCAUAAUAGUAUUGUAGGUAAUAACCAACAGCUGGUGUCUUUAGUUUAUUGAAUACCAAAUGAUGAUGUGGGUACACAUGGCACUUAGUUUACUGUUUAAAGAGUACAAUUGUGCCAAAAGAAAUUGAGCAAACCAUAAUUCUUCAUUUCUUGCUUUUAAUAAACAAAUUCUUUCAGUGUGGUCUAGUCCAUGCUGUAUGUUGAUGACCAAUUCAUUUUUCUUGUAUUACUAGUUUUUCCAUACAGUAAUGGCUACAUGGUGUACUGUACACUAUGUAGCCUUGGGCUACUGGGCACAGCUUUAAGUUCUCAACUAUGAUAACUUCUAUUACUUUUACUAAGAAACACAUCAUCCACUGUAUGCCCCUGACUGUCUAAGGAAUGAACUCUUAUAUGAGGAUCAUAUAAAACUCUUUCGGCUGAUCUUUAUUGCCUGCCAGUUUUUGUCAUCCCCUGUCCAUUACCUGCAAACUGAAUGCUCCAACGCUUUUUACCUUAGUCAGUCUUGUCAUAUUCCACCUUCAGGUGCAGAUAAAUGAAUUCUUUUUCAUUUGCACUCUUCCCCUAAUACUGUCUAAACUAUCUGCGAAUUCCCUGUGUAUUCAUCAACUUUGCCCUUGAUCCUUCGUCAUCUCUACACUGCAUCAUAUGUGGAAUUUUAUGUGCUUUAAGACAGUUACUUUUCAUGUGCCAAAUGAUCAUUUCUUGUUGUAGUUGACUCUUGCAGUGGUUUUGGAGUCCUUUAACUCUUUGCAUCAUGUUGUGAUCGAAAUCAAUAUUGGUUAUUCCUCAUCUUUAGUAGAUAUUAGGAAAAUCCUCAUCUUUAGUAGAUAUUAGGAAAAUCCUCAUCUUUAGUAGAUAUUAGGAAAAUCCUCAUCUUUAGUAGAUAUUAGGAAAAUAAGUUUUGCUGGGUUCCUAGUCAUAUUGGUGUGGCCUCCAAUGAUCUCACAAACACAACUGCUAAGGAAGCUGCUCAUGCAUGUUGCAUCUCCCAGAAAUGAAUUCUUUACUGAGAUUUCUUCCCUGUCAUUCGUAGAACAAUCUGUAACUGUUGGAAAAAACAGAUUGUUAGCUAUUCUAAACAAUAAAUAACUAUGUAGUCUUAACUGUCACCUUUUCCUGUGGCCUUCCACCUGUUACUGGAACAGGAAGUGGAAAAUGUAUCUGGCUUGGUUACAUAUUGGCAACACAAGAUUAACUUGUGUACACUGCAAACAACUUUGAAUUUUAUUAGCAACUUAUUUUUUCUAAGCUAAGUUAAACUAUCAUAUGUGAAGUAAGCUUAUAGAAAGAGCGAGAAAGGGAAAAGAUAUAGGGAAAGUAUGAGAGAGGGAGAGAGAGAAUGAGAAAGUGGCAGAGAGGGGAGAAGAAACUGAGACAAAGGGGAGAGAGAACAUAAUAGAUAGGUAUUGCUGUUACUGCCUACAUAUAGCCCCACUUAAGCAACACCAUGGUGUCAUAUAGACACUGAGGCUGCCACCACUUGAUUUUAAUUCAUUUUAUAUAAUUUUGGAUGCAGGGAACCUGGAGUGAGAGAAGGGAAAGUAGAGCUUAAUAUCCUACUUGCUAUUUGUAUGCACUGCAUAGGGAAUGCUUUGAAGAGAGUCAUGGCUCUUACAGCUCAAAUGACUCUCAACCUCUUAGUUUUCACAGCAGCUGGGGAGGGGGAACAAAUGUAAUAAUAAAUGCUGGACACUUACGUGAUAAUUAAUUGACGUAGAUUUGCCCAGGAAGGGAUAAAUGAUAAUUUGGAACACUAGCCAAGGAGAUAAGGGACUUAUGUAAAAUGCUGAAGGUCAGCCCACUAGUACAUUUGGCAGGUAUGAUUAACACAAGGAGUCGAAGAUUAAAACAAUAGUGUAGUGAAUUAACUUAAUGAGGUAUCCUAAUUAUGUUUCCUUACUUGAGGCAAUAGAAUUGAUGAUGAUAAGUGGCAAGGACAAGUGAUCAGUAUUUAUGCACAGCUAACUCCACUGUGCAUGAGAGAUUGAUGUUCAGCUCUUGCAGGGCCCUGUGCAACACAUAUUCAACAUAUAUGUUCAAUAUUUAUCAUAUAUCUACAACAUUAUCAUUUACUGAUGAGAACCUUGGAAAACUGUCCUUUGUUCUUUUUAAAUAUUAGUUAACAGCAUCAGCAUAAUACAGUAAUGGUCAAUUUAGUCUUAUGCCAACUUUUUAUUCUAGACAAUGAGAUGAUUAACACAGCUGUUCAGUUCAUGUAUGGAGUGGAAAAUAGGUCAAUAAAACAGUUUUAAAUAGUUUUUGUAUCCAGGCAUUCUGUGCCUGCCCUAAAGUAACUAAUUAUGAGAGAGAUCAACAAACUCCGUCCAGCCUUCAUUUCAUCUGAGUACAACAUGUAAACAAUAUACUGUAUCAUGAAUAGGCAUUUUACAGUUUAAGAGCAUGCUCUAAUAUGAUAGUACAAAACCUUUUCUUUCAUGAUUAACAAAUGAGUUCCUUGAGUUUAAACACAAGUAAGAGUACAGGUCUCAGGUUUCAGGAGUGAGUAUUCAAAUCCAUGGUAAUUUAUAUGGACCCUUAUUAUACUAUCAGUUCAGUACAGUAUAUACAGUACAUGCAGUGUGUAUGACCUGGCUCGGAAUAGGUUCCAAUCCAUUGGAAAAUAAACUGCUAGUUUGAUUUGUAUUGCUUAGGCCUUGGUAAAAAAAAAAACUUUGAACAGUUAAAAUCUCAAAGUAAUGAAUAUUAAUACUGUACAGUAUUUUCAUUUAUUAAAUAUUUUUUAUUUUCUCUUUUAUUAAAUAAAACUAUAUACAAUUCUUGCACAAGUAUUUGCAAUUUCAUAUGCAGUAUAUACUGUACUAAGCUAAUGUAUUUAAAUGUACAUUAACCCUAAUCCAUUUUUGCUCCCUUAACAAUUUUGGGUGCCAACAGUGUCUUGGGCCAAGUGCAAAUUACUUUAGCGAUAUUUUAAUUCAAUCCCAUACUGCAAAGUUACUAUGCAUGGUAAAGUGUUCAAUUUGGUAUUUUUAAGCUAAAGAGUUGUACUUAUGACAGUAUUUUUCAGAAAUGCAAUAUAAACAAAAUAAAAUAACAAGAAGGCGAGUUAGCCAACAUGACAUUCAAAAUGACGAUUGCAGUCAUCAUCUGGACCUGGUGGUUUGAAUAAAUGACGACUGCAUCACACAAACGCUUUAUGGUUAAGCUUAUGAAACGUUCAAAAUAAAUUAACUUGACAGUUUAUUCCAGGAAAAAUUGCAGAUAUCAUGAAAUCAGGGACUUUAAUCUAGGGUUACCUGCAGCAAUUUAGCCAUAAUGUCCAUUAUAUGGAGGGCUCCUAUUGGUGCCUCCUUUGUGCUUGCUGCUCAGAACCCUCCACCCAAUUCAAUCCACACCAGGCCCUUGUGAGUCACUGUAGUGCUACUACAGUGGGUGUAGUGGGGACCAGAGGCUAAAACCCCUCUAAAGAAGCACAAUGAACAGGGGACCUUUAUUGAUUUAUUUAGAAGGUACAAAGAGUUUGUGAGAUUACAUAAUACGGUAUUGAUAUUUCUGUGGGAAGCCCCGUCGGCUCACUGAAGCUAUCCAAACUGACAUGUGCCAUAUUAAUUUGGUGUCAUCAGUCCCUGGAGUUCUGUGCCUACCAAAGACCAGAGCCAGAACCUGGUCCACUCAAAGGCACAGGGAACAACAGCCACUCUUCAUUUACAGUUUGUCAUGUCUGCCAUCGACCAGGGAUACCACCAGAAAGGUAGGUGAAACAAUACAAACCUCCAACUGGUAAAACUUACAACUUACGUCAAAACAGAGCCAAAGAACUCCCCCAAAAAACAAACAAGCAAAUCAUCAUCCAUCUCCUGAAAGUCCUAUAUUGUACUCAUUACUGUUCCUGCCUAUUGUCCAAGAGCUGCCUAGAAUGCUGGCUCGGACACACUAGCUAGCUUAUUUGAGGUUUGCCACCCUCACACACAAGCUCCCAAUUUCUUCUAAGAAACCCUAUUAAGGCAUUGCUGGCAAGGUUUACUUCGCUUGUUGUGUGAGGGACUCUAUGUAUGUUGGGGCACAGUGAGUGAGCAUUUUUGACAAGAGAUCAUAUUCAAUGUUUGAGGGUGUGGCCACACUACUGGAGGAGCAGAGCACGUGACCUUAAAUCUUUUCUGCCCAGAGGCUGUGAAGAGACUUUACUGAAAUGAAAUUUUUUCUGGUGGAUCCUUGGUGCCUCCUUGGGACAUUACCUUAUCUGUUCAGGGGCUUCAGUUUUUUCCAUACCCUGACUAAAUGUUCAAGGCUAGAUGAUUGAGGAGGAAGUUGAGAAGGUGGAACUAAUGAGAGAACUCUAUUACAAUCAGGUGAUUCAUUCUUCUCUGGGCUUCAUUUUAUAAUUUUCCUUGCAUUGUUUACCAUGUUGUUUGUAUGUUUUGCUCCACCCAUCUUUCUGGAGGCCUUUUCUUGGUUAGGGUGAUCUAAGAUCCCCUAUUUCUUGUACAGUACCUCAUUAGAGAGGGGGCCAGGUUUUGGCCUUUGGUCCCUGGUAGGUGUACAGUGACUCACAAAGGCCUUAGGUGGACUGAACUGAGUUGGGCUUUCCAGAUAGCAAGCACCAAGGACCCACCAAUAUUUAAAACAAACUGUUAUUUUAACAUUUUUACAUAAUUUUUGGCACAGUACAUUACACUAUAUUUAUGUUCAUUAUUGGAACUUUGUUUUAUUUUUUAUAUUAAAUACUAUAUUUACUGUUCAUCUAGCUCUUAAUAUAAUAUCAUUGAUAAAGUUAUGUCUGAUUAUAUUGUAUAAAUUUGGUUACACAAAACAUAGUGCUAAAUGUAGUGCUAUUUUAUAGUUGCCAUUAUUUCUUAACGAUGACCAACUUGCCUCUCUUAUUAAUAACCAUGACAAAUAUGUUGCUGUAUAUACAGUAUUCAUAGAUAAAUAGUAAAAUAUACAAUGAUAUUUUCCCCAAAAAAUUAUUUGACUUGAAAUUACUGUACCAAAAAUCAACGGUGCUGACAAUGUGUGUUUUAAGUUGAUCUCGAAUUACAGUGCAAAUUUAGAUGAUCAGUUGAAGGUAGUGGAUCCAUCUCAUUUGGUGGAAGUUCUGGAAUCAAACUAAAUAUUGUAAAAACUAUUUUUGGUAACAAGAAUACAGAAUGUAACACAUUAAACCGAUACAUAAAUAUCACCAUAAAAUAUUA
Procambarus clarkii (red swamp crayfish) is the source of this 7035-nucleotide messenger RNA. RefSeq names its product dynein axonemal light chain 4. NCBI's taxonomy places the organism in Eukaryota, Metazoa, Arthropoda, Malacostraca, Decapoda, Cambaridae. Gene Ontology annotation, cellular component: dynein complex. Gene Ontology annotation, biological process: microtubule-based process. The record is from RefSeq and is a predicted model, not a curated record.